Messenger RNA from Solea solea (common sole), 1670 nucleotides. Its product is annotated as TOG array regulator of axonemal microtubules protein 2-like. Lineage: Eukaryota; Metazoa; Chordata; Actinopteri; Pleuronectiformes; Soleidae. Gene Ontology annotation, biological process: microtubule cytoskeleton organization. The record is from RefSeq and is a predicted model, not a curated record. Gene Ontology annotation, molecular function: microtubule binding. The transcript is spliced from 7 exons. The coding region runs from base 592 to 1476 and encodes 294 amino acids. Gene Ontology annotation, cellular component: cytoplasmic microtubule; cilium.
GCUGUUACAUUAUAUGUAUAUAUAUAUACACUUAUAGAUAUAUAUCUAUAUGUAUAUAUUUGAAGCAAUGGAUACUCUGUUAUCACCAGUAAGGAACAAAUUCCAAUACCUUUGUUGAUCAUGCCAAAGUUUUAAACCCUAUGGUAAAAUGCACUUGUUUGAUGAUUAUCUCAAAACCAAGAGAAAAAAGUAUUCUUUAUUCCUUUUUCACAGCAAAUUUGGAGUCAUAGAGGUAUUGGUGCCAUCUCCUGGGACAAGGAGUUUUUCAAAGUUUCAUGCAAGGAGUCUUUGAAAGCAGAGUUGACUUCCAGCAUCUCCUCUGCAGAAACUCAUACUCCAGAUGAACUUAGAGCCAUUUCUCUGAUACGAACCCCCGAGUAUUCACCUGCUCCUCCAAACUUCACUCUGAACACGAGGGCGUUCCGUCUGCCUGUUCUGAUUACUAAACCCACAGAUAAAGUCAAGGAGGUAGCUGGUGGAUACAGGCUCCAGACAACAAAGGACAAAUUGGAGGCUCUCCUAGAGACGGUAAAGAGCUUACAAAUAAACUUCCACUGUUCAUACAAUCCCCCUGUGGUUGCAGGUGAGACUAUGGUUCCAGCACCUCCAAAUGUUCCUCAAACAAAGAUGAUAAAAGCUAUACCUAAGCUGUUCAAGCACACUGAAAGGGCUGUUAGUAAACCAAGGAAGAAGCCAGUGACGGGGAGUGUCUACAAACCCCGGACUUCAACUGUCAGAAAAGAGCUUCAGCCACUGUUGAACCCUGUGGAGAGCCUGUCUCACUGCCUGCAGCAGAUGUCCUCAGAUGACUGGAGGAAGAAAAUCAUUGGGAUGAGAAUUAUUCAGGCUCUGACACUGCAUCACCCACAGACCCUGAAGACCAAACUCCACCAAGUGUGUUCAGUCCUCAUUCAGGAGGUGAAAAACCUGCGCUCUGCAGUGGCCUGUGAAGCCAUCUCCACUGUGGGUGGCCUUUACGUGAACCUCCAGACUGCCAUGGACCAAGAGGUAGAGCGCACCGGCAAAGCCCUGCUGUUGUCAAUGGCACAAAACAGAGCGGCCUUUUGUAAAAAGCAGACCAGUCUGGCCCUGGACGCCAUGGUGAAAAACUGCAGCCUCACACAAAUCGUCAAUGUUCUGCUAAACACGGGGCUGAUGCACCCUCAUGCUGUGGUACGAGCGAGCAUGGCCCAACACCUGCACCAGGUGGUCCAAAGAGUCGGACCUGCUCGCAUCUUGACCACAGAAAGGAGCUUCACAGAGCCAUUCCUCAGAGCUGUUGCGAAAAUGUCUAUGGAUGCAGCUCCAGAUGUGAGGCACCAUGGACAACUAAUGUUCCAGGAGAUGGCUCGACAAAGGGACUUUAUGAGACAGUGGGAGAAGCUCAGACCAGAAGACGAAAGGUUACAACUGAUUAAAAUUAUAAAUAAGGUUCGAAGAGUUAAAAAUGGAGACUCACAGUCCAGACUUAUCUGAGAUAACAUUUAAGUCAAGGCUAGAAAACCUUGAUGAAUUAGAGGGGCCCCUGACUACCAGUGUGAGGGUAAUUUAAGUACUGUGCAAAGACGUAUUAAAUCAACAUUGUAAUUGUUUUUGUGUGUUAAUACAGAUGUUUACUACAACAGCUGUGCUCCUGUCUUACCUGAAGUAACCCCUCAUUCUCUUUUUUU